UUUUUAAGAAUUCGAAAGAAAAAACACACACACAAUACAGAAAAUUGUUACAAACAUACGGUGCACAAACCGUCGAAAUUCAGUAUAUAAAUUGUUCAACUAGUCAAUUUUUUAUUGUUGAUAAUGGAUGAUCGAACUGAAAUAGCUCAUGAAGGACCCGCUGGCAUGGACCCUGAGGGUGUCAUCGAAUCGACCUGGCAUGAGGUCUAUGACAAUUUCGAUGACAUGAAUUUGCGUGAGGAGCUCUUGCGCGGCAUCUACGGUUAUGGUUUCGAGAAGCCGUCCGCCAUUCAACAGCGCGCCAUCAUUCCUUGCGUUAAGGGCCGCGAUGUCAUUGCCCAGGCGCAAUCGGGUACCGGCAAAACUGCCACCUUCUCGAUUGCUAUCCUUCAGCAAAUCGAUACGUCCAUUCGCGAUUGUCAGGCAUUGAUUUUGGCACCCACUCGCGAAUUGGCCACGCAAAUCCAACGCGUUGUCAUGGCCUUAGGCGAGUAUAUGAAGGUGCAUUCGCAUGCCUGCAUCGGUGGCACUAACGUGCGCGAGGAUGCACGCAAUCUGGAGUCCGGUUGCCAUGUGGUGGUCGGCACACCUGGUCGUGUGUAUGACAUGAUCAAUCGCAAGGUGUUGCGUACGCAAAACAUCAAGCUGUUCGUGCUGGACGAGGCCGAUGAGAUGUUGUCUCGCGGUUUCAAAGAUCAAAUCCAGGACGUAUUCAAGAUGUUGCCCCCUGAUGUACAGGUGAUUUUGCUGUCCGCUACAAUGCCACCAGAUGUGCUGGAAGUUAGCCGUUGUUUUAUGCGUGAGCCCGUGAGCAUUCUGGUUAAGAAGGAGGAGCUUACCCUUGAGGGUAUCAAGCAGUUCUAUGUGAACGUCAAGCAGGAGAACUGGAAGUUGGGCACGUUGUGCGAUCUGUACGAUACGCUCUCCAUCACCCAGUCGGUGAUUUUCUGCAACACCCGUCGCAAGGUGGAUCAGCUCACCCAGGAGAUGACCAACCACAAUUUCACCGUCUCGGCCAUGCACGGCGACAUGGAGCAGCGCGACCGUGAGGUUAUCAUGAAACAAUUUCGUUCGGGCUCUUCCCGUGUAUUGAUCACAACUGAUUUAUUGGCGCGUGGUAUUGAUGUGCAGCAGGUGUCUUUGGUUAUUAACUAUGAUUUGCCUUCCAACCGGGAGAACUACAUUCAUAGAAUCGGUCGCGGUGGUCGUUUCGGUCGCAAGGGUGUGGCGAUUAACUUCAUUACAGAUGAUGAUCGACGAAUCCUCAAGGAUAUUGAACAAUUCUAUCAUACUACUAUUGAUGAAAUGCCUGCUAAUAUUGCCGAUUUGAUUUAAAUAAUUUUGUUGAGCAAAAAAAAAAAAAAGAAAUAGUGAGUGAGCGCAAAGGCAAGAUUUUGCAAAAGUAACGAGCGAUUAAAAUACAAGAAAACAAAUUCACGUUAAAUAUUUAUUCAGAAAGAUCAUAAAAUUCAACAGAGACAGCAAAAGGCAAAAACAACAACUAAACAUCGCAGCGGGAGUAGGAAAAUAUAUGUAUAAACAUCAUCCAACGGCAACAACAACUGUCGUCAACGCGCCCUCUACAAGCUGUGCGUCAACAAAUACUACGUCGUCAACAAGCAACAAUAACAGCAACAAAUUAUUUUGCAUUCAACAACUAUCUAAAGAGAAAGAAACAAUUUGCUAAAACAAAACUAUUACCGCAAAAUACCAUCUACCAUUCAAUUUUUGCAGUAAGCCAGCAACAACAUUGUUUUAGCUUUUUCUAGAAUUAUUGAUAAAAAUAUAUAAAACCAAUACAAAAAAAAUAUAUAUACACAA
This is a messenger RNA of Scaptodrosophila lebanonensis, 1821 nucleotides long. RefSeq names its product eukaryotic initiation factor 4A (gene eIF4A). The record is from RefSeq and is a predicted model, not a curated record. Bases 124 to 1335 code for a protein of 403 amino acids. NCBI's taxonomy places the organism in Eukaryota, Metazoa, Arthropoda, Insecta, Diptera, Drosophilidae. The transcript has 5 exons. Gene Ontology annotation, molecular function: RNA binding; ATP binding; RNA helicase activity.